Asterias rubens (European starfish) is the source of this 651-nucleotide messenger RNA. RefSeq names its product fibrinogen-like protein A. Lineage: Eukaryota; Metazoa; Echinodermata; Asteroidea; Forcipulatida; Asteriidae. The record is from RefSeq and is a predicted model, not a curated record. The transcript has 2 exons. Bases 1 to 651 code for a protein of 216 amino acids.
AUGGAAGCCAUUAUCUCAGCUUUGGUUCUCAUUUUAAUGAUGCAAAUCUGCCGGAGUGCAAACCAACAGCGGUUCAUCGAAACAUUCUACUUGGCUGAAAACCGUGCCUUACUGAAUCACGUUUUUUACAAGAAGACAUCUUCUCCUGUGAUAUGUGGGCGAGACUGCUCUAUGGAUCCACAGUGUGCAUCGUUCAACUAUCAAAUAUUCAACAAAGUGUGUGAAUUCAACAAUAUCACCCGAUCAAACAGCCGUGAUGACUUCAUCGAAUCGCAAGGAAGUGUAUACUACGAUGAAAAGGUUUACUGUGAUAUGGAGACAGAUGGCGGAGGCUGGAUCGUGGUCCAGAGGAGACUCGAUGGUACUGUUGAUUUUUACCGUAACUGGACUGAAUAUCAAUCUGGGUUCGGUGAUCUUUAUAGUGAGUUCUGGUUGGGGAAUGAUAUCAUUCGUGACCUUACUGGAUCGGGUAAAUGGCAACUCAGAGUAAAUAUGGAAGAUUGGCAGUUCAACACAGCUUGGUCUUCUUACGGUGAGUUUGCUGUUAAAUAUGACAACUAUACUCUCCGUGUUGGUUCUUAUGAUGGUAAGAGUACAGCAGGUGAUUCAAUGUCAUAUCAUAAUGGUUACUCAUUCACAACGAAGGAUUAG